UGAUGGCACUCACCAGUGGUGAUGGGUGGUCAGCACAGUUGUCAGUGAUACCCCCUCCCGGCCCACGAUCUCCAGCAGCUGAAAGGGAUGGGAGUUAGGGAGAUGCAGGUGGUCCAGGUGGCUGCCUGUGUUGGGGCGCCAGGCCCGGGUGCACAGUGCCCCAGGCAGGGGACGGGCCUGGGGGUAGGGGAGAUCCAGCAGACAAUUACGGAGCGCCCAGCACACACAGUACAGUUAGGCACCAUACGCAGGGAAAAGGGGAGACCCGAGACGGCUCUAACCUCAGAGGAGACCCAAGAUAAUCAAGAAACCCUAAACGCCAAAUAACCAGAGAUGAGACAAUAGGGGAAGGAUCUGGCCCCGGCAGCGUAGUCUGGAAAGCCUCUCGGAAUGCGGACUGACGGUCUCGGCCUACGAUGCCUGUGCCCACAGCUGUGCUCCCGCCGCCCGAAAGCUGCCCUCACCCUUUUGGGCACGGCCACGUCCACGGCCACAGCCUCCCGCGUGUGCUCCUCGAUGACCAGGCCCCGGCCUCCCCAGGCCCCCUCCCUCCGAAGUACGACCCCGGCCCGCCCCCUUUUCCGGUCGUCCACUCACCCCAGCUGGGCUGCGCCAGCUGGUCUCAAGGACUGCCUAAAGGACAGCCGGACAGAGGCGGGCCUCGGGCGCCUGUCACGGGGCCUGGACGGAGCGCGCCGCUCACCCGGGCCGCCACCAACGGCCCGCGCCCCUGAGAUCCGCUGGGCCCUCCUGGAACCUGCGCGCGCGGGAACCGGCGUACAGUGCCCAGAGCACACGCGUGCGCGAGAGGGAGCGCGCGCGUGCGCGGGAGGGAGCGCGCGCGUGCCCGAAGGGAGCUGCACGCACGUCUGGCCAGUCGCGCCCGGCGCUGCGGCGCCUCCUCCGCGAAGCCCUCCUGGCACCGGGCUGAGACAGCCCUGCUGAGUACCCCGGACCCGGACUGGGACGUCUGAGCCCGCUUCCGUCAGGCUGAGCGCUGCAGGGAUCUGUCCAGUUUGUUUGCCUGCCCGUCCAGUGCUCAGCGUAGGGGCCUAAUGAGUGUGCGAACCCACAUGGUAGAGCAAAGCGCGCUGUGUGAGGACAACAGUAACAGCAGCGGCACCUCCAUACCAUGCGCGCUGUCCCACACCUCCCCAGGCUGGGCCCUUCUAUGCACUCGUGGUUCCAUCCGCGUCCCUGAUAAAUGCUGGGGUGCCGAUCUGCGUUUCCCAGAUGAGGAAAAGGAAACCGGAAAGAAUGGAUCGCCAAAUACGGAAGCAGUUCUGCCGCGGGCCGAGACCUGGCUGCCAGGAGUCCCUGGGGGUACCCCAACCUGGGCCACCAACCUUGAGACAGAGGUUCCCUCAGAUCUAGAGCUGAGUGAGGAGCAGCGGCUGCAGGUCUGCAAGGAGCUGGUGGACCUGCAGAUCAAAACCCAUCGCCUGAAGGAGCAACACGAAGCUGAAAUCUUCGAGCUGAAGAGUGAGGUCCUGUGGCUGGAGAGCCGGGUGCUGGAGCUAGAACUGCACGGAGAGCAGGCAGCCCUAGCAGAAGCUAAUCCGGGGCACCGCCAGGCACUGGCACAGGAGCUUGGGCACAAGGCCUGGGGGCAGGGACACUCCGACCACCACAGACUCCAGGCACAGCCCAAGGACUUCCUGACAGCUGAGAACGAGCAGCAGAAGCUGGGGCAUGGUCCGCAGGGAGAAGUAAGUCGGGCGCCAGAGCAGCACAGGGCUCGGCAGCAGGCACUGGAGACGCGUGUGGCAGCCCUGGGCUGGCAGCUGCAAGGAGCUCAGGAGGAGGCCAGGACAGCUGGGCAGCAACUGGCUGCACAAACCUUGGUAUUGUCUGCCUGCCGGGGCCAGCUCCACCAGGCUGAAGCAGAGAACGCCCGGCUGCAGCUGCAACUCAAGAAGCUGAACGAGGAGUACGCCAUCCGACUGCAGCACUGCGCCCGAGCCGUGGCUGAGUAUGCAGAUGGUGCAGGCCCAAAGCCUGCAUCCACAGCCCUUCGGACAUUCCUGGAAACCACUCUGGAGGACAUUCGGGGGGCACAUCACAGCCGUGAGCAACAGCUGGCCCGGGCUGCUCGCACCUACCGCAAGCGCCUGGCAGAUCUGAGUCAGAGGCACGAGGAGCUGCUGGCUGCCCACAGUGUGCAACAGGUGCUGGCGGAGCCCAACGGGGCACCCAGGAUCCCCAAGGCUACCUCUGGUGCAGCCACCUCAGACAUGGAGCCGCCGCCCCUGCACAUGGUCACCAAAUUCGGCCACCUGAGGGAGGACCAGGCUAGGCUGGAGAAGCAGCUCCAGAAGCUCCAGGCCCAGAAAGAACCCAAUGAAGCCUCUCAGGGGGGCCCAUUAGAGCCACAGGGCCUGGAAGCUGCAUCCUGGGCCCAGAUCCGCCAGAAGCUACAGGACUUCUCCCGUGGCACCCAGGUAGUGGGCAAAACCUGGCCAGAGGCCCUUCCUCACACUGUGCCCAGGCUCAUGGCUUAUGUUCCCUCAUUCCAGGCAGAGCUGGAAAGGGAGAGAGCACAGCUGCUAGUCCGAGCCACGAUGGCUGAGGAGCAACUUUCUGAGCUACAAGAGUAUGUGGACCAGCACCUGGGCAGGUACAAGCAGGAGAUCCUGAGGCUGAGGAAACUGGUGGGUACAGGGAACCCCUGGAAAGCGGGGGCCACACCUCCAGCCAAGCCGCAGCACCCAAGGACUUGCAGUCGUUAGCUAGUCAACAGAUAAACUUGGAGCAGAACUCUUCACAGCCAGCAUGGAGCCCUCCCCACAGCACCCCCUUGGGAGAUCAUUCCACCCAGCUCAACACCCAACAAAAAUCAGGCUGGGGGCUUCCCUGGUGGCGCAGUGGUUGAGAGUCUGCCUGCCAAUGCGGGGGACACAGGUUCGUGCCCUGGUCCAGGAAGAUCCCACAUGCCACAGAGCGGCUGGGCCCUUGAGCCAUGGCCGCUGAGCCUGCGUGUCUGGAGCCUGUGCUCCGCAACAGAAGAGGCCACAACAGUGAGAGGCCCACAUACCGCAAAAAAAAAAAAAAAUCAGGCUGGAACCCACUGAGUCUUUAUUGUGUCCACUCAGCCAACCUGAGAAUUGGGGGCUCCAGGUACGGAGGCAGAACUAGGCCCUGGGACAGCCUGCCCAGCUGGCCCACCACUGUGGACAUCAUAGGCCCAGACGCGGUCCAGGCCCUCACCCAGUACAGCCACAGGUUGCCAGGUGGGGAGGGGGAAGCGCCCAGACACCACUCGGGCUCCUGCAGGCAACUCUGCCUGUAGCUUGUCCUCCAGCA
Molecule: messenger RNA, 3303 nt
Organism: Lagenorhynchus albirostris (white-beaked dolphin)
Lineage: Eukaryota; Metazoa; Chordata; Mammalia; Artiodactyla; Delphinidae
Gene: CCDC78
Product: coiled-coil domain containing 78
Exons: 14
Coding region: 1056-2729 (557 amino acids)
Cellular component (GO): cytoplasm
Source: RefSeq, a predicted model, not a curated record